Tigriopus californicus is the source of this 1484-nucleotide messenger RNA. RefSeq lists its product as uncharacterized. The coding region runs from base 1 to 1335 and encodes 444 amino acids. The transcript is spliced from 12 exons. The record is from RefSeq and is a predicted model, not a curated record. NCBI's taxonomy places the organism in Eukaryota, Metazoa, Arthropoda, Copepoda, Harpacticoida, Harpacticidae.
AUGACAAGUGUUUUUGGCCAGUGCAAAAAACCACAUUUCUUGAGCUCGCAACAAAAGCGGAUAACUAGGCACGUUUGGCCGAAUCAUCCUAAAGGGCAGAGCCAUCCUGAAAAGAACAGUAAAGUCAUCGUGAAAGUGCCUGACAAAUCGUGGGCAGUCAAACAUGAAACAUGCCAAGACUCAUUCUCACUUUGGUCGAACAUCAGAGCAGACAUGGUUUCCAAGUCUCUUCUUUCCAACUUGGUGAUUUUGGGAUUGGUGCUUUUGAUUCGUGGAGAAGACUUGAAGAACCAAAGACAUGGAAAACAAUUCAGUCUCUUCAACAUUAUCACGUUUGAGCAAACCACUUGCAACUUGCUUUCGGACAGCACAUUACAAGGCACCUGCUUGACCACUAGCGAGUGCGUCAGCCAAGGAGGAACAGUUGAUGGAAAUUGCGCUGCAGGGUUCGGAUCAUGUUGUUUAUUUGAGAUCAAGUCAAACACUGGCACCAUUACAAAGAAUUGCACAUACAUUCAGAAUCCUGAAUAUCCGAGCACAUCCCCGCCAUCACAAGAGUCUGCAUUCACUUUUAGUCGGAUAGCUGAGAAUCUUUGUCAAAUCAGAUUGGACUUUGAGAAUUUCGAGUCCGCCCAACCUCCCUCGGCCCCGACUCUUUUGCAUGGAGAUUGCGCCACUUCUGGUGACUUUUUGACGAUCACGAGUCCCACCCAAUCGAGUCCGCCAGUCACUUGUGGAACUCUCACCGGCCAGCACAUGUAUUUUGAAACGGGUGACAGUGGAACCGCGGGUAUUGCCGAAAUCACCUAUGGAGCUUCCCCAGCCAUGCGGACCUUUAAGAUCAAAGUCACUUUCUACGAAUGCGACAACCUGAACAAGGCUCCUGCUGAUUGUGUUCAAUAUAUUACUGGCCAAAACGGCCAAUUCGAGUCUUACAACUUCCAAGGUGGUCAACUCAUAAACAAUCAGAACUAUGUCACUUGCAUUCGACGAGAGGAAGGUUAUUGUACCAUUCAAUAUUCUGAGGCUUCGUCGACAACAUCACCUGCAUUCGACUUAUAUGAGGACGACGGAUUUAUUGUUCCUGGAGAUCCUCGAAAUGCAAAGAUUGAUGCCACAACGUGUCCCACCGUUGUUCAAUUUGGAUCCACAGCCACAGGAAGUGGGUCUCAUUGUGGAGGAGUUCUAAAUACCGUUUUGGAUUCCAAUACCCCUGGAUCUGUGAUUGGUACUUCUUCUCCGUUUCGAGUGACAACAAUCUUUGGCGAUAUGCUUGGUAUUCCUGACGGUCCGGUCGCUGGAUAUAGCCUUCAAUAUGCUCAAAUUCCAUGUUAGGACUUCAACUUGAUCAUUUCUUUAGGUUAAGCAAUAGUUUUAUGUAAGCACCAUUGUAAUGAGCAAAAUGAAAACUAAAUUAUGUUAGUCGAUUAUUUGUCAUUGAAAGAGCUUUUUAUGCCAAUAAUGGCCGUCGCACAAAAAAAUCC